Linum trigynum is the source of this 5202-nucleotide messenger RNA. NCBI's taxonomy places the organism in Eukaryota, Viridiplantae, Streptophyta, Magnoliopsida, Malpighiales, Linaceae. The record is from the annotation of a GenBank genome assembly.
CUUAGUAGUCCUCGUUCAACUCAAAUUUGACUUUCCAAUUUAAGUCACUCUCAGUUCUCACCUAAUAUCUCUUGUUAUUUUCAUAACACCAAAAAACAAACAUUAGUAUUAGUAGUCUCUCAACCUCCAAUUCGUCAAAUUAAAGACUACCAAUUACAAGAACUUGAGAUGUCACAUCUCCUCCAUUCUCCUUAUCCAUAUCCUAGCUCUAUGCAAACUCAAGACUAUUUGCUUAGUCUCUUUGCCCUAAAUUAAACAAUAAAAUCUAAUUUAUAAUUGUAAAUAUUUAAUUUUUAAUUGUAAAGGUAAAUAAUUUUGUAUUUGAUAAUACCGAAUGGGAUACCGAAGUACCGAUUGGGAUAACGAAAUAUUUAGGGAUUGCGAUUGGGAUUGGGAUACCGAAAUUAUGUAGGGAUUGGGAUUGAGUUUAGGGUGUAAUUCGGUAUUCAGGAUUUCGGUAUUUGUUAUUGGGAUACCGAUACCGUACCGAUUUCCACUCCUAGUCAUAGUGUACUCCAUAUGGUGUUCUUCUUGAUGAGCAUACGUUACUUCCGACGGGUCAACUAGUUGUCCCUCGUUGGGGGCUCGGUCGUGGCAAUUAUACUUGGGUUCACCUCGCAAAGUUGGUGCUUGUAGGCAUGCUCAAGGUUACCCUAGCUUCUCGUUGUGAUCCAUCCUUCCGCAUGGUGCUGACCGAUGAGGAGUUGGAGGUGGAUUGGAGGAAGCGAACAUAUGCAGAGAUGAUGGAGUCCGAGAUGUUGCCACAGUCCUUGGCCCUUUCUAUGAUUGAGGCUCCUAGGAUUCUUGUGGAUGUUGUCGUACCAGAAGAUGGAGAACCUGAUUAAAAAAGGCAGCACAUGGAUUAUGGUAAGUCGUCUUCUGUAGGAACUGUGGAGGUAGCCAGCAGUGAAUGGCCCCAUGGCACCAAAUGAGCUUUUUGGCGUGGAAUUGUCGAGGUUUGGGGCCUACCUUGACAAUUCAAGCUUUAGAAGACCUAGUGCAUGUUCAUAAUCUUUAUUUGUUGUUGCUUUCUAAAACUUAUAAUAGUCGUGACUUUGUUGAGUCUGUUGUUCGUAGUCUUGGAUUUGUGGAUUGUCGUAUAGUUAAUCCUUCUGGUUUGUCAGGGGGGCUGGCCACUUCUUGGUUAGCUGCAUCUUCCAUCUCCUAUUUGUGUUCAUACUCUUUUUAUUUGUCUUUGCAAGUUUGCUUUACUGGUCAAUUAUCAGUGAUGAUGUUUGUGUAUUUUGUGAGGAUGGUCUUCAGCACCGCCAAUUUCGCCGUCUUGUUAAUUAUUGUUCUCUAUUGCUGUGUCGAAUACCAUUGUGGGCGAUUUUAAUGACUUGCUAAGCUUUGAUGAGAAACAAGGAGGUCUGGUUUUAAUCCGUCUGAUGACCUUGCUUCUCACAAAUUCGUUGAUGAUCUUGCUCUCAUUGAUAUUGGUUUCUCUUGUCCACGUUAUGCUUGGACAAAUCGUCAUUUUAUUUCUUCAUUUCUUCAUAGUAUGUUGGACAGAUUCUUGUUCUAUGCCGUUGAAGGUUGGGUGGAUGCUUGGUCGAUGAGGUCAUUUGAGCAUUUGUUGGAUCAAGGUAGCGAUCAUAGAGCAAUUCUUUUAUGGUGGAAUGUUCCUCAACCUCACGUUAAGCCUCUUUUUAGGUUUGAUUCUCGUUGGGGUUCUAAUGAGGAGGCUUUACAAAUUGUGGAUUCAACUUGGCGGGAACCAAUUCAGGACUCACCAUGUGACCCACUAUGGGCGUGGAUGAAGAAAUCUCGACAUAAGCUCUUCUAUUGGGCAAAGAAAGAGACCACCAAUUUAGCUCGUCGGAUUAGGCAAUUGCUUUCAGACUCUCAACAGGUUUGGAAUGAUUAUCCAGUCGACUGGAUGGAGCUACCAGAUUGAAUCUGAGUUAGCUACGUCUUGGGUGGCUAAGGAAUUAUCCUGGAAGCAAAUAUCGCAUGUUCAAUGGCUCUCAGAAGGAGAUAAGAAAAUGGGAUACUUUCAUGUAGUCACUCGUGCUAAACGACGACGGAAUAGAAUUGAGGGACUGUUUAAUGUUGCGGGUCAAUGGGUUUAUGAGGAGGCGGGUAAGGAACAAAUCAUGGUGGAUUAUUACAAGGAUCUUUUCACUAGUGAUGGAUUGGACGCCGGGUUUGCAGCUCGCAUUGAUCAAAGGGUUAAUAGUAUGCCUAUUGGUAGGCUUGUCUCAAGGGAGAUGAAUGCAGAACUCUUGGCUCUGAUUCUCCCCGCUGAAAUCAAAGAAACAAUUUUCCAUAUGGGUGCUCUAAAAUCUCUAGGUUUGGAUGGUUUUACGGGGUGUUUUCCGUUCUUUUUUGGCAUAUAGUUGGUGACAUUGUCAUCAAGGCGAUCACUUCUUUCUUUACCAUGGGCAAACUCUUGUUGAAUUUUAAUCACACUUAGUUGACUCUUAUUCCUAAAGUUGACAUGGUAGAAAAAGUUUCUCAAUUGCGUCCUAUUAGCUUAUGCUAGUUUUUGUACAAAGUUACAACCAAGAUUAUGGCUGUUAGGUUGGGAAGGAUUUUUCCACAAUUGGUCUCUCUAGAACAUAAUGGUUUUGUUUGGGAACGACAAAUUGUUGACAAUGUUCUCUUUGCCCAUGAGCUGAUGCACUUCAUUAAACAUAAAAAAAAGGUUUGGCCGCUCGAAAUUCAUGGCCAUCAAGCUUGAUAUGGAGGAGGCGUAUGAUCGGAUUGAGUGGCCUUUUCUGUUCGCCAUUCUUAGGAAAUUGAGGUUGGCUGAUGAUUGGAUUCAUUGGGUUAAAGAAUGUGUUUGCUCUGCUACUUUUCGAUCUUGGUCAAGGUAAACCAUCUGGGUUCUUCCCAUCUACUCGUGGUCUUUGUCAAGGUGACCGACUUUCUCCUUUAUUAUUUGCAUUAUGUUCCGAGGGUUUUUUAUGUGAUUCUCGUAGCAGCAAAAACCAGGUCAGGAAUUAACGAUUCCCUAACUGGGGAAUCAAGGGAGGAGACUGGAUUUUUGGUCUGGAAGGACCCCCGACCAGUAACAUUAAAUACAUGACUGGGUAUUAUGAUCGGGUUUCGGGCUGGCCGAGUUAGGCCUUCCUUUUUGGUUUGAGUUUUUGUUUCUUUUUGAGUUUUUAGUUAUUUUAUUUGCCUGGACUAUAUAAAGGGUUGUAAAUACAAAUUAUAGGGUAAUAGAAUUUUGUUGAAUGGAAAUUAAUUAUGAGGAGUUUUCCCCAUAGAGCAUGAGUGCUUAUGGAUUAUUGGUUUAGCUAUUGGUGGAUCCCAUAGCUAGGGCAAGAUCCUUGUUUGAUUUUUUCUGUUGAAGAAUCCUGAAGAGUUUUGCAAGACUCUUAUUAAUCAAGCAAUCACACUUGAAUGUGGUGAGUAUGUAUCCCCAAAUGUCCCUCUACUUUUAUGAUUGUUUGAAGGUCAAUUCUAACUAUCCAAACUUGAAUUGUAGCUGCGCGACUUUAACAAAAGAAACUAAACUUUCACGAGCUUGGAAUCUUAUCAAUUUAUUGCAAUGAUUAAAGAAAUGUUGACUAGGAAUGAGUUGCAAGGUGUUUGAAUUUCCCCUUCAUGUCCUGAAGUUUCUCACCAAUUAAUUGUUGAUGAUUCUUUUUGUUCCUUCGAGCAUCUCUGCGAUGAGGAGAAUUAAUGAGAUUAUUGCAUGAAUAUGAAGGGUUAACUGGGCAACGAAUUAAAUUGUCGAAAUCAGUGCCUUCUUUAGCCCAAAUAUGGAUUCGCAAUCCCAAGAUGCAUUGGGGACCAUCGCUGGUAUUUGGGGUUACCAUCGUUGGUCCAUAAGUCUAAGAAAUAGACUUUCUAUUUUGUCGAAGAGUUGCAAGGAUGUAAGGUCCGCUAUCUAUCCAUUGCGCUGAGGGAAGUUCUUCUCAAGUUAGUAGCGGUUGGUCUGCCUUUUUAUGUAAUGUCAUGUUUUUAUCUCCCUAAGGAUUUGAUUCGUCAUCUGAAUGCACAUAUGACAUGAUUUUGGUGGGUAACAACUCAAGGAUAGCGGCAUAUCCAUUGGAUUGCUUGAAAUUCUUUAUGUGGCAGCAAGCAUGGGGAAGGUUUAAGUUUGCAUGAUUUUGGUUGUUCCAGUCAAGAUUUUGUUAACCAAGGUGGCUUGGCGUAUUCUCACGGAGCCUUCAUCACUUCCUAUCACUAUAAAUAGAACACUGGAGUUCAGAACUUAGUGGCAAGUGAUAGGAAGAUUCAAAGGGUCGUAACUCUGUAGACAGAGUGACUCACCCAAUUUAGAGUUUCUCUUGACUCUUUGUUUCUGUUCAUUGAAUCCCUAGAACCCGUCCCCAUGUUUGGUUAAUUCCUUAGUUGCAUAGGUUUGUGGACCCUAGAGGUUCUUUAACUUUGUAACUCUUGAUUUUGGCAUAUAUGAUUUGAUUUCUUUAUUUGUUGCUUUGUUCUUUCGUUUGGUUUAUCAUUGAUGCAAUUGUAUGCUCAAUAUGAGGACUAGUUUCAAAGUUUAUAUCCUUAUAAACGAAUUUGUGGGUUGAUGAGGUUGGAAACGAGAGUCCCUCACAAUCGAUCGUUAAUCUAUCAAAAUUCUUCGACUUCCUCAAGGGAGAAAUCCGUAAGGUCACCAUCACUGCCUACUAGAUCUGCUAAUUGCCAUGGCAUAUGGUAGGGUAAACCUAACAAAGAUAAAACAACUCAUAUGGUGCUAGGAUCAAGAGUUGAUUCUUGAUUGCCCGUAGGUGUGUUUAUUCGAAUUACCCGCUCCUGGAAUAUAUACAUACUUAUUGCAUACCGUGACAUAUGCAAUCUAAAUGUCGACUCUCCCAUAUACCUCGCUUGAGCUUGGAAGCAGCCAAACAGGAGCAUAGUAAGAGGAGAAUCCAUUGUGGAUUCCCAUAAACAUCACUAUGUGUAGCCAGAAUCAUAGCGAAGUCAAAGGAACUAUAGGGGGAGCUUGCAUGUGCAAUACCUUCCUAUCCUGCUUCCUUUCUCGCAAUCUUUUACAUUUUUUUUACAAAACCAGAGGCGCCUCAACCUCCUACAUAAGUUAUAAACCAUAGAACUCGUCCCUCGACACUUAAGUAAGUGGUUGUGAGAGACCCUAGGGAAUACGAUCUUGGCCUUUCGGCAAGGUAAAUUUGGUACGUGCUAUAAAUGAAAUCACUCAACUAAGACAGAAUACCAAGGCAAGUUAGAACUAGACUCCCUAUAUUGGGCAAGACUCUCACCUAAUACAAGGCAAUGAAUUGA